GUUAAAUAAAUAGGUUCCAUGUUUAGGAAAGGGAUUACAUCGCUGUCUCCGAUUGGCUUGCGCGAGUGUAACAGUUCCAUUAUGUUGUUAGGUGGCGCGCGGACCUUACAUCACCAUCAAUACUUUGAACUUGGCCACGUUUGGCCAUUCAUGCGCCUUUCCACAUUCUUGAGCUCAUAGUGCUGGCAGCUUUUUCUUCUUUAGAAGCACACAUCGCAUUGGAGCACGAGAUGCAACCAGGUUUAGUCGUGUAUCGUUUGUAACAGGAAUUUCUAUAAACUUUUUCCUUGAUUAGCGUCCGUUUUAUCGCCUGUGUUACAUCUCAACUAUACUAAGGAGUAUGAGCAGUUGGUGAAGUCAAAACCUACACCUUUAUAUAAACUUUAUUGAUCUUUAUAACUUUGGUUGAUGUUGAUACGCAUUUCGCCGUGCACUCUUGAAAUGGCCAAACCGUUGGAUCACAUCAAAAGACCCAUGAACGCGUUCAUGGUGUGGUCUCGUGGUCAAAGACGAAAUAUUUCACUGGAGAAUCCCAAAAUGCAUAACUCUGAAAUUAGCAAAAGACUUGGCGCGGAGUGGAAGUUGCUUUCUGAAUCAGAAAAGAGACCAUACAUUGAUGAGGCCAAGAGAUUGCGCGCCCAACACAUGAAAGAGCACCCGGACUACAAGUACAGACCUCGGCGCAAACCCAAGAGCUCGCUUAAGAAAGACCGUUUCCUUUUUCCCCUGCCUUUCCUCGGGGAUGCCGAACAUUUGAAAGUAUUUUCCACGGAGUCGUUUUUGGCUUCGGCAGAGAAAGCCAGAGCCGUUUUCCCGCAGGCAUCGUCGCCAUACACCUUACUUGACCCCAGCCAAUUCAGCACCGGCGCUGUCCAGAGGAUCUCAGAAAUGCCGCACGCUUUAGCUGCCAAUAGCUUGUCCUACGCGUCUUCGUACCAGACAGGCCCGUUUGGAAGUUUAGGAUGCCCCGGACAACACACGCACCCGUCACCCACUAACCCAGGGUAUGUCGUUCCCUGCAACUGUGGAGCGUGGUCGGCGGCGGGUUUACAACAUCAGGUUGCCUACAUCCUUUUUCCAGGUAUGACUAAGACUGGGAUAGACCCGUACUCCUCGCCACAUUCAAAUGUGUGAGCACGGAACCAAACAAAAAACGCAUGUGAAUAAAAUGAGUGCAUUCACAUCAUAACAGUGAAAUACCUUUUCUGUUCUCGCCCAUUAUCAGGGAGCGCUCUAGCAUUUUGGGGGCCCUAUGCUAGAUUUGGUUGUGGGGCCCCCACCUGGGGGUAAAACAAUCUGCCAGCUUUUGUCCAUGGAGAGAAAAAUUUAUGUUUUUAAGUUUAUUUCCUGAAAUUCUGCACAUUUUACCAUGUGGCAUAAAGAAAAUGUUACAAGCAAAAAAAUGUAAUACAAUUGUAAUAAGUUUGCCAUAGUGGGCUAUAUACUAGGCGUGUGCAACAAGUCAAGUCAUGGUAAAAUUGUGGAUUAUGUACUAUCCAUUUAUUCAUUGUAGAUAGGUAUAUAUGAAUUAACAUUUACAUUCUUGAAUGGUUUC
Messenger RNA from Esox lucius (northern pike), 1555 nucleotides. Its product is annotated as transcription factor Sox-14. The transcript has a single exon. The record is from RefSeq and is a predicted model, not a curated record. The coding region runs from base 409 to 1134 and encodes 241 amino acids. Gene Ontology annotation, molecular function: DNA-binding transcription factor activity, RNA polymerase II-specific; RNA polymerase II cis-regulatory region sequence-specific DNA binding. Gene Ontology annotation, biological process: anatomical structure morphogenesis; regulation of DNA-templated transcription; cell differentiation. Lineage: Eukaryota; Metazoa; Chordata; Actinopteri; Esociformes; Esocidae.